AUGUACGCCAGGCGAGCGCUCGCAGUCCCGAGACGCCCUAUUGGGCAUGCCCCGGGGAUAGUUAGGCGUCUCGUGCGUCUCAACACGACGAUGAGCUCGUACAGGCCCACCAGGGGCGUCGUACCACCGUCUGGUGUUUAUCUUGUGCUGUGGUUGGACCCAGUCAAGACGGUGCAGCACUUUGACGACCCUAAUCUGCAAGCGGCCGCGCGCCAGCUGUCUCCUGGCAAAAUUCUGAUAUUCCUAUAUCCGAUCGCCCAUGGUAUCGGUGUCUCGUACGAUUCGUUGGACUGGAGCGUCGAUUAUGGCGAUGCCUGGGAGAUAUCCGUGGUAGACAGGCAAGAGCAUCGUUGUUAUAUGAACGAGGACCAGCGGAAGCGCAACAUCCUUAUUGAGCAAGCUAGUCCACCGGCGAAGAUCGAGCUUGUACCAUCGACGCCUGGCAGCAUAGUUGAAGUCACGUCAGAUACUGUUGUAGACGCGAAUGGAGUCGUAAAAGUGGAAGAUUGGCUCAAAACAACGGGUCACAGCCAGGAGCCUCUCGAAGAAUUGGCAGCGGACAAUGAUAUUAGUUCUGAAGUCUCUGGUGACGAUACUCCCGACUCGCUGCCCGACGAUGAUGUCUCGCCUUCCACGCCCUAUAGCGACGAUGACGCCAACAGCAUGGAUACCGUUGACCUGUUUUUUGAGAGCCUUUUCGCCCCCAAUUUCUCGCACAUCGACGUCGACGUCAUACCUUUGGUUGACUUUUCGUUCGACCUGACCGAGGUCAAAGAAGUCCUGGAUCCACGUGGUUUCCUGGAGGAGGUGGAGGCCAUGGCCGAACUCAUUCGGAGAUUCCGCGCAGGCAUGCUUAUUGACGUCCCCGACUCCCAUGCUCUUCCAGAUCAUCCUAUGGUGUCCCAUCCGGAUGACCAUACAAUUUCUCUAGAUAUCCCGACGACGGCUUCUCCAGCUGACCCCUCGUCGCAGCUUCCUACCAACUCCAUAGUGGCUCUUACCAGCCACCCAUAUGGAAGCAGCACGGGCACCCCUCGCUACGCCUACUGA
This is a messenger RNA of Postia placenta MAD-698-R-SB12, 1050 nucleotides long. RefSeq lists its product as hypothetical. The coding region runs from base 1 to 1050 and encodes 349 amino acids. The transcript is spliced from 5 exons. The record is from RefSeq and is a predicted model, not a curated record. NCBI's taxonomy places the organism in Eukaryota, Fungi, Basidiomycota, Agaricomycetes, Polyporales, Adustoporiaceae.